Messenger RNA from Cladophialophora carrionii CBS 160.54, 642 nucleotides. RefSeq lists its product as uncharacterized. The coding region runs from base 1 to 642 and encodes 213 amino acids. Lineage: Eukaryota; Fungi; Ascomycota; Eurotiomycetes; Chaetothyriales; Herpotrichiellaceae. The record is from RefSeq and is a predicted model, not a curated record. The transcript has a single exon.
AUGGCUCCUACAAGCCCGAGUUCCAGGUCUCACUUCCUACGCGCCUUGUCCUCCUCCUCCAUGAAGCCCACAAAGGACAAACCUCGACUGUACGUUGCGCUUUACCCGCGUGGAGACUCGUCAACGACUUUUGCCUUCCGCAACGUCUCCAGCUGUGACUCGUACCACUGGGCUCUCGUAGUUGGGCCUCAAACAGCCGGCCGAACAGACGCGGGGACACGGUACCAUGUGGCCCACCUCGACGAGCACUCGGACAAGUAUCUCUACGAGGAGCAAGACAUCCCCCUGAAUGUGGGUGCACAGAAAGGCCUAGUUCGCAUCGCAGUCUGCAAAGUCUCGGACGAAGAGCGCCUGCAGACGAUCCUGCGGGACAUGCCUAUCCGCGGAGACGACUCGGCAUUCAACUGCCUCACAUGGGUGCGCGAAGCAUUUCGCAAACUCCACGCCGACGGCAAGGCGGUGAAGACUUAUCUCAAGUCGGACGACUGGGACGAUGUAGAGAAGUGCGCCAGGAAAUACUGCAAGCGGAAAAGAGAUGCAGGGAGGUUCCAGGAGGGCAACAACAAUGGGGCAGCCCCGGCCUGGGAUGUGAACCAGAUCAGCACGUUCAACUUUUGGGAGAACCGCGAAACCACGAGUUGA